AUGCUCUUCACUAAUCGAAUGUGGAUGGUGCCUGAAUCUAAAGGUAUGACAAGGACCACUGCAGUAGAAGCUGACAGGUUAAAGUUAGUUUCAGAAGGUUGUGAUCCAAAUAUUGAUGUUACGCGCAAAUCCAAAGAUAUUUUUGGCGAAGUGUCUAGGACUCAUCAUGCCAUACAGACAUUGGAUAAAACUAUUUCAAAUUUAGAGAUGGAAUUGGCUGCUGCAAGGGCAGCACAAGAGUCUAUCCUUAGUGGUUCUCCUCUGUCAGAAGAUAUGAACACUGGUUCAUCUGGGAAAAGGAAAUAUUUUAUGGUUAUAGGAGUCAACACUGCUUUUAGCAGCCGAAAAAGAAGAGAUUCUGUUCGUGCUACCUGGAUGCCACAAGGAGAGAAGCGGAAAAAGUUGGAGGAAGAGAAGGGGAUUAUUGUACGCUUUGUCAUUGGUCAUGGUGCCACAGUUGGUGGUAUAUUGGACAGAGCUAUUGAAGCAGAGGACAAAAUGCAUGGUGAUAUUUUGAGACUGGAUCAUGUUGAGGGGUACCUUGAAUUGUCAGCCAAGACAAAGACAUAUUUUGCAGCUGCUGUUGCUUUAUGGGAUGCAGAAUUCUAUAUCAAAGUUGACGAUGAUGUUCAUGUGAAUAUAGCCACACUGGGAGAAACUUUAGCAAGAUAUCGGAGAAAACCACGGGUAUAUAUUGGAUGCAUGAAAUCUGGUCCAGUCCUUGCUCAAAAGCAUGUACUGCACAAGUAUGCUAACGAGGAUGUAUCUUUGGGAUCUUGGUUUAUUGGACUCGAUGUGCAGCAUAUUGAUGAUCGGAGAUUAUGUUGUGGAACCCCACCAGGUCUGCUGAGAGGAUUAAAGAGGUCCAUCAGCGAUGCGGUGAAGGUGAGAAUGCUGUGUGGACUGCUGCCUUUUGAGAAUCGACUAGCAAUUCCUCCAAACUCAGGAAGGUGA
Ilex paraguariensis (yerba mate) is the source of this 954-nucleotide messenger RNA. The record is from the annotation of a GenBank genome assembly. NCBI's taxonomy places the organism in Eukaryota, Viridiplantae, Streptophyta, Magnoliopsida, Aquifoliales, Aquifoliaceae.